ACAUUUUCUACACAUUUUUUGGUUUAACUUCAUUGUUAUUUUUUAAAUUCCUUUGGAAAAAAUUUUUCCAGUUUCCUCUUUUUGAAUACAUUCGUUUAUUAGCACGCCAUUUUUUGUGUAUCAAGUGCCCCCACUGACGCUGCUUUGACAAAAACCAGUCUAAAAAAAGUUGCACUUUGAGUGGGAUUUUUUGUCCCAUCUGCUUUUUUCCCUACUAAUUUCUUGCUUUGCUUUGGUCCUCAUCAAUUUAAUCCUUUUAUCCAUUCCCUUUUAAACUUUGAUUUAAUUUUAGUUAAAUAUUUUAGAAAAUUUUUUAAACCUCAUUUUUUAGUUAAAUGGAACUUGAACGACAUUUACUGGCAUCUUGCACUUUGGCAAUAAUUAUUUUUGGAUGUUUUGGAAAUAUUUUAUCGGCUCUUGUAUUUCUUCAGCGCACUUCAAGUAUUAAUAUUUUGUUAACUGCUCUCUCUUUGAUAGAUUUUGGUCUUCUCUUAUUUGCUAUUCCAGUUUUUGUCCUGCCCAACCUACAAAGCGGGGAACUUUUUUAUUCUGAACAAUUUCAAGCGAUUGUGGUCAAAUUUCUUUAUCCCGUCAAUCUUAUUUUUCAGACUUGCAGUAUAUACACAAUUGUUUUGAUUACCGCUGAACGUUAUCUGGCUAUUUGUAGACCUCUUCAUGUUCGCUCUCUUUGCACACCUCGUACAGCAAAGCGGUCACUACUUUUCAUUUUGGGCUUUUCUAUAGCCUACAAUAUUGUGCGCUUUUGGGAAUACACUUUAAUAAAUUCCUCUGAUGGAAGUCUGUCUUUUCAACGAAAUCUACGCAAUCCAAAUGAUCAUCCUUGGUAUAUGCUCGGCUAUUACUCCCUCCUUUUCCUACUUUCUCAUUUUUUGCUUCCUUUUGGAACAAUAAUUUCUUUGAAUGGAUUGCUAGCACACCGUAUUCUACAUUUGCGUUCAAUUCGUGAACAGCUUACUAACAAGCAAUUGAGAGAGCACAACACUACCGCAAUGCUCCUACUUGUCACCCUUUCAUUUGCUUUGUGUAAUGUUCUUCCUUUUCUUUUAAAUUUGGCGGAAUGCGUGCAAAGCGAUCUUUUCGUUAAUGAAAGCUCGGCUUCAACAGCUUUUAUUUUGAAUGACUUGGCUAAUUUUUUGGUGGUUCUCAACAGUUCAACUACCUGGAUUUAUUAUGCCGUUUUUAGUGCAAAAUAUAGAGAAGGCGUUGCUUAUCUUUUUGGCCUACGCACUUUGGAUCGACGCAGGAGUGGAUUGGUAACAAACACAGUGGAGGAACGCUCAAAUUCUGCAUGUUCAAAUUAUAAUUCUGCGACUGGGGGAAUACAGAAUUUUGAACCAAACAAACUUUAG
Molecule: messenger RNA, 1370 nt
Organism: Meloidogyne enterolobii
Lineage: Eukaryota; Metazoa; Nematoda; Chromadorea; Rhabditida; Meloidogynidae
Source: the annotation of a GenBank genome assembly